This is a messenger RNA of Zygotorulaspora mrakii, 804 nucleotides long. It is a transcript of the gene PRE6, whose product is annotated as proteasome core particle subunit alpha 4. Gene Ontology annotation, biological process: ubiquitin-dependent protein catabolic process. NCBI's taxonomy places the organism in Eukaryota, Fungi, Ascomycota, Saccharomycetes, Saccharomycetales, Saccharomycetaceae. Bases 1 to 804 code for a protein of 267 amino acids. The transcript has a single exon. Gene Ontology annotation, cellular component: nucleus; proteasome core complex, alpha-subunit complex; proteasome core complex. The record is from RefSeq and is a predicted model, not a curated record.
AUGAGUGGGUACGAUAGAGCAUUGAGUAUAUUUUCGCCAGAUGGCCACAUCUUCCAGGUCGAGUACGCAGCGGAGGCCGUCAAGAGGGGUACGUGCGCUGUGGGCAUAAAGGGUAAGCAGUGUGUGGUCCUGGGCUGCGAAAGGAGGUCGACUUUGAAACUGCAGGACACGAGGAUCACGCCAUCCAAGAUAUCUAGGAUUGACAACCACGUCGUGCUGUCGUUCUCCGGUCUGAACGCAGACUCGCGGAUCCUGAUCGAAAAGGCAAGAGUGGAGGCGCAAAGUCACAGGUUGACGCUCGAAGACCCGGUUACGAUCGAGUACCUGACGAGGUACGUGGCCGGAGUGCAACAGAGGUAUACGCAGUCCGGAGGUGUCAGGCCAUUCGGUGUGUCGACGUUGAUCGCCGGUUUCGACCCACGAGACUCGACGCCAAAGCUGUACCAGACAGAACCCAGCGGCAUAUACUCUGCCUGGACGGCGCAGACGAUCGGGAGAAACUCGAAAACCGUUCGAGAAUUCCUGGAGAAAAACUAUAACAGAGACGAUCCCCCGGCGUCUGUAAAUGAUUGUGUCAAAUUGACGAUAAAGUCGCUGCUAGAAGUUGUCCAGACGGGUGCCAAAAACAUAGAAAUCACAGUGGUCGAGCCAGAUUCAAAGAUUGCCACUUUGAGUUCUCAAGAGAUUGGCAAGUUUGUCGAGGAAAUAGAACGGGAAAAACAACAGAGCCAGGAGGAGCACGAGAAGAAGAAGAAAUCCGCAUCCACACCAGCAGCACCAACGCCAGCUACAGCGGCACUAUAG